GUGCGGGCCGGGAGAGCGGCGGCGGCACCCCGCUUGGGCGGCUGCUGGUCUGGUUGCGAAUGCGGAGAGUCAUGUCCUCCUCCCUGGAGGUGGGGUAAAGGGAGGAGGCGGCGGCCGGGGUCGCGCUGCCCGCUCCUCCCGCCGACCCCUCCCCACCCUUCUCCCCAAAGAGAGCGAUGGGAGCCAGCGGGUCUGAAGGAGGACUAGGUUGCUCCGCUAGCGGCCGCCCGGCCUCCGUGCCCCGGGGCGCGGGUCUUCUGGGAGCCGGCAUCGCCGGGCGUGCGGCUGUGGACCCGGAGGGGUCAGCGGCGGCGGCGGCGGAGCCGGGACGCUGCGCGCGGCGGGGCGCAGGCAGUGGGAGCGCGGGGGACGCGGAGGAUGGGCGCGGGGGCGCGGGUGCUGGGAGCUCGGCCGGAGUGGCGCUGGCGGCCCUGUUGGUACGGCCGCUUCCUGAUCCUGUGCAGCCGCCGCGCCGCCGGAGCCGGGAGCCCAUGAGCGCCCCAGCCCGGGCCCGCGCCCCCGCCUGCGCCGGCGGCAGGAGCCGAGGAGCGGCAGCAGGCGCUGCCCUGCCGGCGCCGGGAGUGAACGGCUGCGCGGCUGCUGGGAGGGUGAAUGAAGCCGGGAGGAGGGGAAGGAGGCGGCGGCGGUGGAGGCGCUGCGGGGACUGGGAUGCACCCAGGAGCCCCUCUGCUCCUCGGGGCCCGACCGGAGACCCAGCAACUCCCGCGGCCGCGCCGCCUCCUACGUGGUCCCAGCGCUGCGCGCAGGCCGGCCCUGCAGGGGGCAGGGAAGGGGCCGGCCGGGCGGAGCAAGAGUGGAUUUUACUUUGGCACUUAACUUCAAUGACAGUCUGAUGACUAACAUAUUGUGACACCAGCUCCCCGUGUUUCCUCAUAGAGGAGCACCGUGCAGCAAGUCACCAAGGUGGUCCAUUCAAACUGCAGACUUGUUUGUCAUCCUUGUACAGCAGUCUCCUCCACAGCCACUCCAGAGAAGUGCGCCACAUAUCAGCAUAUUGGAGCAAAAUGAGAGAAUUUAUUUUGAGACCUCCAAAUUAGUGCUGCUACGGACCAUGAGCAAGAGAGAAAGCGUGGACUUCAGCCUGCACGAAUGGUCUUGAAACACAAGUGGUUUUGGGUCUAGGCAUUUUACACUGAGUUUUCUACUGCCACACUUUCUACUCAAGCAAAAUCCAUGUGAAAAGAUCUGCUGGGAAGGAGCCGACUGCUUAUGUUUCUCCAUUGUGAUGAAAGCACAUGGUACAGUUUUCCAAAGAAAUUAGUUUGUUUUCUGGGGCAGAGGAUCCAAUCUGCUGUUUUCUUACGGUUUUCCUCACGUCUCUGUGAAAGAGGAAAGAACACGCCUGAGCCCGGGAGCGCUCCAGCUUCGCGUGGGAAGUCUCCAUGGUGAAGGAAGGCUGGGGCUCCCAGUGAACUGUGCACAGUGAAUGUUAUUCCAGAGCUGCUGCUGGCGGACUGCACCCACGGGGAGAUGAUUCCUCAUGAAGAGCCUGGAUCCCCUACAGAAAUCAAAUGUGACUUUCCAUUUAUCAGACUAAAAUCAGAGCCAGCCAGACAGUGAAGCAGUCACCGUGGAGGGGGGACGGCGAAAAAUGAAAUCCAACCAAGAGCGGAGCAACGAAUGCCUGCCUCCCAAGAAGCGCGAGAUCCCGGCCACCAGCCGGCCUUCGGAGGAGAAGGCCACCGUCCUGCCCAGCGACAACCACCGGGCCGAGGGCGUGGCAUGGCUCCCCGGCGCCCUUGGUGGCCGAGGUCACGGGGGCGGGAGGCAUGGCCCGGCGGGGACUGCGGUGGAGCUUGGUUUACAACAGGGAAUAGGUUUACACAAAGCGCUGCCCACGGCGCUGGACUACUCCCCACCCAGCGCGCCCAGGUCCGUCCCGGCGACCACCACGCUGCCCACGGUGUACCCUCCCCCGCAGUCAGGGACCCCGGUGUCGCCCGUGCAGUACGCGCACCUGCCGCACACUUUCCAGUUUAUUGGGUCCUCCCAGUACAGCGGGCCCUACGCAGGGUUCAUCCCCUCCCAGCUGAUCUCCCCAACGGCCAGCCCCGCCACCAGCGCCGUGGCCUCGGCCGGGGGCGUCUCCACUCCAUCCCAGCGCUCCCAGCUGGAGGCCUAUUCCACUCUGCUGGCCAGCAUGGGCGGGCUGAGCCACGCCUCAGGACACAAGGCUGAGCAGCAGCAGCAGCAGCACUUGGGCAGGACUCCAGGGCUCAUGGCACCAGGGUCCCCACCACCCACCCAGCAGAACCAGUAUGUCCACAUCGCCAGCUCCCCGCAGAACGCCGGGCGCACGGCCUCUCCGCCGGCCAUCCCCGUCCACCUCCAUCCCCACCAGACGAUGAUCCCACACACCAUCACCCUGGGGCCCUCCCCCCAGGUCGUAGUGCAAUACACCGACUCCGGCAGCCACUUCCUUCCUCGGGAGGCCACCAAGAAAGCCGAGAGCAGCAGGCUGCAGCAGGCCAUGCAGGCCAAGGAGAUCCUCAAUGGGGAGCUGGAGAAGGGCCGGCGGUACGGGGCCCCCACCUCGGCCGACCUGGGCCUGGUGAAGGCCGGCGGCAAGUCAGCGCCUCACCCCUAUGAGUCCAGGCACAUGGUUGUCCACCCCAGCCCCUCCGACUACGGCAGUCGGGACUCCGCGGGGGUCCGGGCCUCUGUGAUGGUCCUGCCCAACAGCAACACCCCCGUCUCCGACCUGGAAGUGCAGCAGGUCACGCACCGCGAGGCCUCCCCCUCCACCCUCAACGACAAAAGUGGCCUGCAUUUAGGGAAGCCCGGACACCGCUCCUACGCGCUCUCACCCCAACAGGCUCUGGGCCCCGAAGGCGUGAAGGCCGCCACCGUCGCCACGCUGUCACCCCACACGGUCAUUCAGACCACACACAGCGCUUCGGAGCCACUCCCAGUCGGACUGCCAGCCACAGCCUUCUACGCAGGGACACAGCCGCCCGUCAUCGGCUACCUGAGCAGCCAGCAGCAGGCGAUCACCUAUGCCGGCAGCCUGCCCCAGCACCUGGUCAUCCCUGGCACCCAGCCCCUGCUCAUCCCGGUGGGCAGUGCUGACGUGGACGGGUCGGGAGCUGCCUCUGCAAUAGCCACGUCGUCGCCCCAGUUUGCAGCAGUGCCUCACACGUUCGUCUCCACCGCCCUUCCCAAGAGUGAGAACUUCAGCCCAGAGGCCCUAGUCACCCAGGCCGCCUACCCGGCCAUGGUGCAGGCCCAGAUCCACCUGCCCGUGGUGCAGUCCAUGGCGUCCCCGGCAGCAGUGCCCCCGACGCUGCCCCCCUACUUCAUGAAAGGCUCCAUCAUCCAACUGGCCAACGGGGAGCUGAAGAAGGUGGAGGACUUAAAAACGGAGGACUUCAUCCAGAGCGCAGAGAUCAGCAAUGACCUGAAGAUCGACUCCAGCACCGUGGAGAGGAUUGAGGACAGCCACAGCCCCGGCGUCGCCGUCAUCCAGUUCGCCGUCGGGGAGCACCGGGCACAGGUCAGCGUGGAGGUGUUGGUAGAGUACCCUUUUUUUGUGUUCGGACAGGGCUGGUCGUCCUGCUGUCCAGAGCGAACCAGCCAGCUCUUCGAUUUGCCGUGUUCCAAACUCUCCGUUGGGGACGUCUGCAUCUCGCUGACCCUCAAGAACCUGAAGAACGGCUCGGUGAAAAAGGGCCAGCCCGUGGAUCCCGCCAGCGUCCUGCUGAAGCACGCCAAGGCCGACGCCCUCGCGGGCAGCAGACACCGGUACGCGGAGCAGGAGAACGGCAUCGGUCAGGGAAGUGCCCCGAUGCUCUCCGAGAACGGCGAACUGAAGUUUCCAGACAAAAUCGCAUUGCCUGCAGCGCCCUUGCUCACCAAAACAGAACCCAGCAAGCCCGCGACCACGAGGAAGAGGAGGUGGUCGGCGCCGGAGACCCGCAAACUGGAGAAGUCGGAAGACGAGCCGCCUUUGACUCUCCCCCGGCCUUCGCUCAUUCCUCAGGAGGUGAAGAUUUGCAUCGAAGGCCGGUCCAACGUGGGCAAGUAGGCGCGGCGGCGUGGCGUGGGGAAGGAAUUCGGCCCUCCCUUACCAUUUGUAUCCAGAUUACUGUACUGUAGGCUAAAUAACACAGUAUUUACAUGUUAUCCUCUUCCUUUAGGUUUCUGUUCUUACCUUGUCGUUAGAGUUACAGCUGGUGUUGCGCAGGAGACGGUGCAUAUGCUUUUUCCACGAGUGUCUGGCCGUGGGCGAGCGGGGGCCAGCACGGGCGGCGCGGCCAUGCGCCCGGUGGAAUGAAAGUGGCUUUGGAGUGGCUGCCUUUUCUAGCAGUGCCAGAAGCAUCCGCUGGGCGCUGACUUCUGCUGGUUUCAUGAGGAAGUUCCGGGAAGGGGAUUGCAGGGGUGUGCGUGCGAGCGUGGGGAGCGAGGGCAAGGGGUGUGGGGGGUGCAGCAGGGGUGCCACAGCAAGCGAGGGUCUUCUCUCUGCCUCCCCCUGUCUCAGGCUCUCAACACGGGGUUGCAGCUCCAGAGACACGUCCUCAGGAGGUCUCACGUACAAAAGAAAUAUCAGGAACCCAGCCUCAGGGCAUCCUAGAGAGGAUGGAAAGCUAACCCUGUAAAAGAACAUUUUUCCCCCCUCCAACAUAUUUUACAAUAAAAGCAACUUUUAAUCAUAUAGAUAUGUAUUUCCCCCUAUGGGGCCUGACUGCACUGAUUUUUUUUUUUAAGAGCAACUGCCACCCGUGGGAUUUCGUUUCUGCUUCGCUAGUGCAGUGCUGUCUUGGGGUGUCUGGUGGGCAGGGCCGCCCUGGCUGCGUGGCUCCCCGAGGGUGCGGGGCAGCGGGGUGGAGCGCGAACGCCCACUCUGGUUCUGUGCAGUGUUAGGAAAACCGAUCAGGUGGUCGCAUUGACUUCCUCCCAAGAGACAGGUGGAGCUGCCCUUCAGAGAGCUGCGGCAGCUCUUCACCUUGGGUUUGCAAAUCUUUUGUCUUUUAACUCUAGUACUGUUUAUAGUUCAUGACUAUGGACGACUCGGGUGCCACUUUUUUCAGAUUCCAGUGUGACGUGAGGAAUUGGAUUUUGAAGAUGAGCAUAUAUAUUGCUAUCUCUAAGCACUUACAAUGCUGUUCACACUUUAUUACCAAGCAUCUUGGUCUAGCAUUCAACAAGUACUGUAUCUCACUUUAAAGUCUUUGGGAAGAAAAAACAACAACAACAAAAAACUAAGUUGCUAUCUUUUUUCGACACUGUAACUGCAUUUCAGCUCUGCAGAGUUUCUCACGGCAAGAUAUUGACAGUUUCAAUGUGGUUUAAAAGAAUGAAUGUGAAUCAUGAACCAGUAUGUGACAAUGAAUGACCACCCAGUGCAGCCUGGCCGGAAGGCACUUUCACUUUGAUGUUUGAGAAAGGAUUAAAGGCAUAUGCAGAGCUGGCAGAGUAACUGAGAGAAAAGGGAUGGAAAAAAGAAUACUCAUUUUUGUCCAGUGUUUUUCUUUUUAUGACGAACUUUUAAAGAACCUUGCGAUUUGCACAUCUUGAGUUCAUAAUUUGUGUGAUAUUCCUGCAGUUUUUAUCCAAUAACAUUGUGGGAAAGGUUUGGGGGACUGAACGAGCAUAAAUAAAUGUAGCAGAAUUUCUUUCUAACCUGCCUAAACUCUAGGCCAUUUUAUAAUGUUCCUUUCAAAAUUUAUUUUGGUCUUUCUACCACAUCUGUCACAAAAACCAGGUCUUUGGCAGGACAACUCUGAGAAUUUUCUUCAGAUUCAUUGAGAGAGUUUUCCAUAGAGACAUUUAUAUAUGUGAGCAAGUUUUUUUUUUUUUUUUAAUUCAUUAUUGUUGUUGUUAAUGUUUUUUCAGAAUGACUUUUUUUUUUUCAUCUGAAAUCAAAUCAAGAUUUGGUGUUUGGUACAAACCCAGAAAGGUAUUUCAGAAUUUAAACCUUUCAUUCCCAGAGAGGUGAAAUAUUGUUUGUGGGUUUUGAGUUUGCAUCUCAAAGUGCUUUAAAAAAAAAGUUUUAUAAGUAGGAAGAAAUUUUUAAUAUUCAUACUUGGAAUGGCUGUAGCUAAUCUGAAUAAAAACUUCUGAUUUUCCUUUC
Messenger RNA from Myotis myotis, 6091 nucleotides. RefSeq names its product ataxin 1 (gene ATXN1). Gene Ontology annotation, biological process: negative regulation of transcription by RNA polymerase II; nervous system development. NCBI's taxonomy places the organism in Eukaryota, Metazoa, Chordata, Mammalia, Chiroptera, Vespertilionidae. Gene Ontology annotation, cellular component: nucleus. The record is from RefSeq and is a predicted model, not a curated record. Gene Ontology annotation, molecular function: protein binding; RNA binding. The transcript has 9 exons. The coding region runs from base 1613 to 4045 and encodes 810 amino acids.